Saimiri boliviensis boliviensis (Bolivian squirrel monkey) is the source of this 1346-nucleotide messenger RNA. RefSeq names its product p53 and DNA damage regulated 1 (gene PDRG1). Gene Ontology annotation, biological process: protein folding. The record is from RefSeq and is a predicted model, not a curated record. NCBI's taxonomy places the organism in Eukaryota, Metazoa, Chordata, Mammalia, Primates, Cebidae. Gene Ontology annotation, cellular component: prefoldin complex.
AGCCUGCGCGCCACCGUUCUCUUAAAUGCGCAGGCGCUCCGGAAGCCCCGUGACAGCGGCGCAUGCGCAGCGGAAGCCAAAGCCGGUGGAGUGAGAGAAGGGUCGCGCGAGCGUCGUAGGUGGAGUUGGUGGGCGCUAUGCUGUCACCCGAGGCUGAGCGAGUACUGCGGUACUUGGUAGAGGUGGAGGAGCUCGCCGAAGAGGUGCUGGCGGACAAGCAGCAGAUUGUGGACCUGGACACUAAAAGGAAUCAGAAUCGAGAGGGCCUAAGGGCCCUGCAGAAGGAUCUCAGCCUCUCUGAAGAUGUGAUGGUUUGCUUCGGGAGCAUGUUUAUCAAGAUGCCUCAUCCUGAAACAAAGGAAAUGAUUGAAAAAGAUCAAGAUCAUCUGGAUAAAGAAAUAGAAAAACUCCGGAAACAACUUAAAGUGAAGGUCAACCGCCUUUUUGAAGCCCAAGGCAAACCAGAGCUGAAGGGUUUUAACUUGAACCCCCUCAACCAAGAUGAGCUUAAAGCUCUCAAGGUCAUCUUGAAAGGAUGAGACUCAAGAACCAAGAUGGGGGACCAGUGACCAGCAACCCCCACAGGGUCAUGGAGGACCCAAGACCCUCCAACCUUGACACCUGUAAGGACAGGAUCUGCCCUGUAAGGGGACAGGCAUCAGGUAUCUGGCCGUGAAAACCUCUUUGUCUAUACUGCUUGGCUGCUCUGUGACAGCAGGAGGGAACCCUCAGCCUGUCUGGCUGCUAGACCUGGACACCAGGGCACAGUGCACACAAGACCUAUUGAUAGGCCCUGGCAGCCACCAGUGGGUGUGUGGAGCUGUGGCUGUGGGGGUGUGCGAAUGACUGCAGCAGGCACUUCUCAACAAUGGCCUGCUGUAAGGACCCUGAGCAGGGAAGGAGGGAGGGGGAGGGGGCAGAGUGGAGCUUCAUCCCAGCAUUUCUCUCAGAAGAGAGCUUUUCAGGCAGGUGCCCUGAGAUGGGAAAGCAAGAGGCUGAGGAGUGGAUGCUGAAUGAAGAACAGAAUCUUGGUGCUUUGUGGCUCACCACAGCCACCUGUGUGUCUGCCCCACAGAUGACUGCCAGCUCCAUUUCUGCCCUUUCUCCCUGCUUGAUUCCAAGAGUAGAUGUUGCCUAGCAGCCCUUUGUGGCCACUCUUCCGUCAGGAGGGCCCUGCAGAGUCCUGCACCAGGCCUGCAUGAGUGGGUGCCCCUCCACCCCCUCUGAAAGUGGGGCCUGGCCAGUGCUGCUUAGUACUGUCUGCCUCCCGUGGUAUGAACUGCCGUGAAGUCAGAACUCUUGUGUUCAUUAAGGGCUCAAUAAAGCUUAGCUGAAUGAAUAAAUAA